AUGAUACCCCGCCGCAUUAUCCUUGCUGCCCGUAGUUGUACAAGGUGUUGGGGGCAUCUAGCUCCGAGGACAGCCUUUAUCGUGCCCCGAAAGAGUGGUGUUAGGCGCUGCUUCUCCACUCCUGCUUGUGGCGGUGGUCCCUCGGUCAUGGAGGACCUACUGGCCAGGGUAGUUGCACCUUUACCCACAUACGAGACCCGAGACAAGGCGCCCCCUCCGCCCGAAUUAAACAGUCUGGAAUUUAUGAAUUUCUACAAAAGUCUGGAGAAGGAAGAUAAGCUAAAUUUACUCUCUAAACUUUCCCAAGACUUCGGAGUCGAUCACAAAGGUGCAUCAGAGCUUGCAGUGAAGCUUUUGGACACGCAACUUCGAGACUUGGCAACAAUUUUGCAAGUUGAAGACCGACUGCGUUACAGUCUGGUACCUCGUUACCGACAGCUCCUCAGCCAUAUAAGUAGAGUCGAAGGGGGAGUCAAGUUUUUGGUAGACCUUCGUUCAGAUUUGUUAGAAAUCAUUUCAUCCAAAGUUUGCGACACCGCACAAUUAAGGGAUCUAAAUGGCACUCUGAGGAGCCUGCUGUCAGAAUGGUUCUCAGUCGGUCUGUUAAAACUGGAAAGAAUCACCUGGGAGUCGCCCUGUGAUAUUCUGCAGAAGAUAAGCCAGUAUGAAGCCGUGCACCCUGUGAGGAACUGGACCGACCUGAAGCGCAGAGUGGGGCCGUAUCGCCGCUGUUACGCCUUCACGCACGCCGCCAUGCCCGGAGAACCGCUGGUGGUCCUUCACGUGGCCCUAACCGAGGAGAUUUCCAACAACAUCCAGGGGAUUGUCAGAGAGUUUGCCACGUUGGACGCAGAAGAGGAUGCGAAUAAAAUAAACGCGGCAGUCUUCUACUCCAUUUCCUCCACUCAGGCGGGUCUGCAAGGCGUCGAGUUGGGAAACUACCUCAUAAAGCGAGUGGUGCGCGAGCUGCAGAGCGAGUUUCCGCACAUGUCCCAGUUCUCCAGCCUGUCUCCCAUCCCGGGCUUUGCCUCAUGGCUGCAGGGUCUGCUCAGUCAGUGGCGCAAGGAGGGCCGCGGUCUGGAGCUGCUGUCGGAGCAGGAGUGGAGGACGCUGGAGGAGGCCACAGACUGCACACCGGGCACGGGGGCCAUCGACGCCCUGAGGAAGCUGAUCGGCACCAACGAGUGGACGCGCUCCGAAAGGCUCAGUCUGCUGCUGGAGCCGGUCCUGAUGCGGCUGUGUGCCUGGUACCUCUACGGGGAGAAGAGAAGAGGCUACGCUCUCAACCCCGUGGCUAACUUCCACCUUCAGAACGGAGCAGUGAUGUGGAGGCUGAACUGGAAUGCGGACACCAGCCCCAGAGGUGUGGCCAACUCCUGCGGCAUCAUGGUCAACUAUCGCUACUUUCUCAAUGAGACGUCCCAGAACAGUGCCCUCUACCUGCAGAACAAGCUUUGUAUGUAA
This is a messenger RNA of Knipowitschia caucasica, 1464 nucleotides long. NCBI's taxonomy places the organism in Eukaryota, Metazoa, Chordata, Actinopteri, Gobiiformes, Gobiidae. The record is from the annotation of a GenBank genome assembly.